This is a messenger RNA of Paraphaeosphaeria sporulosa, 855 nucleotides long. RefSeq lists its product as uncharacterized. Gene Ontology annotation, molecular function: aminoacyl-tRNA ligase activity; Ser-tRNA(Ala) deacylase activity; ATP binding. Gene Ontology annotation, biological process: regulation of translational fidelity; tRNA aminoacylation. Bases 1 to 855 code for a protein of 284 amino acids. The record is from RefSeq and is a predicted model, not a curated record. Lineage: Eukaryota; Fungi; Ascomycota; Dothideomycetes; Pleosporales; Didymosphaeriaceae. The transcript has a single exon.
AUGGCCGACCAGAGAACAGACCCUGUCUACCACCGCGAGGGCCAGAUGUAUGCGCACAACACGACUCUAUCGUCCAUCGCGCCCCUCAGCUCCCUACCGGCGUCAACCCAGCCCCUCUUCAAGCCGCCCCCAGACACCACCAAAACACCGUACAUCCUGACAUCCCCGUCAACCAUCUUCCACGCGCAAGGCGGCGGCCAGCCCUCAGAUGUAGGCACUAUAACAUUGACGUCGCCAACGCCGGAUGGAAACGAUCCCAAGUUCACGGUGCACCAGGUGCGCAAGGUGGACGCCUCGGCCGCGAUUCUGCACCUGGGCACUUUCGCGCCGGAGGAGCCGCGCUUCACGGAUGCAGAGGUGGGGCUGGAGGUCAAGCAGGCGGUCGACGUGCCCACGAGGGUGUUGCACAGCAGACUGCACACGGCCGGGCACGUGCUGGGCUUGGCGAUUCACUUGCUGAGUCGCGCGGGGGAGGCGGGGCUGCCGCGCGAUCUGCGGGACGGCAAGGCGAGUCACUACCCCGGCGCGGCGUUUGUGGAGAACAUUGGACUCAUUCCGGGCGAUGCGAAGGCGAGGAUUCAGGACAAGGUGGACGAGCUGGUGGCGCAGGACUUGGGGGUUGCUAUCCAUUUCUGGACGGGCGAGGAGGCCGGGACCAAGUGCAUCUCGGGACUGGACGGCGCGGCGGUGGGGGAGGGGGACGAGGUGAGGGUUGUGGAUAUCGGGGGGUUGGGGAGUUAUCCGUGUGGAGGGACACAUGUGGCAUGUCUGAAGGAGCUGGGGAGGGUGGUGGUGAGGGGGAUCAAGCGGCAGAAGGGGAUUAGUAAGGUUAGUUAUGAGGUUGUGGAUGCGUGA